CGUCAGAAGGUUGUUGUGAAGCAGGACGUGUUGUUUGCGACGGGAAGCCCGAGAUCCCGGACCGUGGUCGCGGAGGAAGAAAACCGGCGGAGGGAGCAGAGAGGGAGAGGAAGCAGAGCGGCACAGAACCAGGAGAGGAAGUAAACCGGGAGACGACACCAGCCGGGACGGGGAGCUGGGGCAUGGCGGCCGACUUCAGCGAGCUCAUGAACCCCGCGGGCUGCGAGAUUGGCAGCGGGUCCCGGGACCGGGAUUGGGAAUCAUUGCUGUUUGAGGAGCUGAAUGACUCCAGCGACAUGUUUGAAGCUUUGAAAAACAAUCCAUUUGAUAUUGACAUGGAGGUUGAUUUCAGUUUGGAAUUCACGCCCUGGGAUUACGAUCCUUGGGGACCAAUGUGCAGCUCAUCUCCAGAUAUCCCUUCCUCUUCCAGUGAUUCAAAUUGUGGACAAAUGAAGUCUGAGCCUCCAUCUCCAGCUUCAAGCUAUUCAGUGCCUUCUCCUGCAGAUUCAACACUGCAACAUGAAGAUCUGCUCUUCUCUUCAUUGCCUCAGUCCUCUCCAGUCUCAACAUGUAGUAAAAGCAGUGACUGUUCUUCCACAGCACAAGAGUUAAACGUGAAGCAUUUGCCUGAAGCAAAACCUGAUGAGUUAGUACAAGUAAAUGUUCCUUCAAAUGUAUCAAAGCAGAAGCCAAUUCAGCCAAAGCCCAUCUUCAUUCCAGCUUUGCCAGUUUCACAGCCAAGUCCAGGGCUAACUGGGAAAACCAUUAUAAUUAAACCAAUUCAAAAUGUUAUGUCCCUUCUAAAACAGAAACCAAUUAGAAUCUGUCCUGCUCCUGCUGGUCACCCUGUAGUGGUUUCUCAGCCUACGGUGGUGCAGCUUCAGCCACAAGGUGGUCUUAAUUCCCACCCGAUUAUAAAUGUGGAUGGUGGAACCAGUCCUGUGGGUGCAGUUCCGGUGAGAAUACUGACGCAUGCCAACAGCAGCAUAAUGAAUGAAAAAGCUCCAGUGACAAAAGCUCAUGUUGGGAUUAGUGCUAAGAAGCAAGAUGUAAAUGCACUAAGACGACAAGAAAGAAUGAUCAAGAAUCGUGAAUCAGCCUGUCUUUCCCGAAGAAAGAAGAAGGAAUAUCUACUGAACCUGGAGCAAAGGCUGAGAUCUGCGCUAGUUGAAAAUGCAAAGCUUAAGAACGAAAAUGGAUCUCUUCAAAAACAGCUCCAGGAGUUGAUGUCUGAGAAUCAGCAAUUAAAAGUUACUGCUCCAAGAAGAAGAGCUGCAUGUGUCAUGGCAUUGUUGGUAUUUAUGGUGCUCAGUUAUGGUCCUGCAAGCAUAUGGGAGAGAGAUUCCAGUGCACUGCAGACCACUGUCAGUUCUACCAUCCACAACAGACAUCUGUUGGGAUUUUCUGAUGAAAGUAAAGCUGGAGGUUAUCAGGAAACACUUGCUGAUGGCACGAGUUACAGAAAUGGAAUUUCAAUUUCGGAAAAGAAGGAUCUUAUGGUGGUAAAGAAGGAACCUCUUCUUUUUGUCCAACAAGCAUGUCAACCACAAGUCAAUAAGACUGAAUCACUUCGGCUUGUAGAUGAACUUCGUGGGUGGGUCCAUCGACAUGAAGUAGUCAGAGACAAGUUGAGGAAAGGAUCCAAGAUGCUUCAUAAAUUAAGGACUGUACCGAAACCUGUGGAGAAGAAGACUGAUGUAGCCCAUUAUGUAACAAGGAAGUACACAGACGUUGAUGAGAAAAACUCAGGGAGUGAAUUACAAGUUUAUUAUGCGCCAGACAAACGUUAUCCAAGCUUCUUUGAAGCCAUUCGUAGGAGAGGAGAUACAUUUUAUCUGAUAUCAUUUCGGAGGGAUCAUUUUUUGCUGCCAGCUAUCAGCCAUAACAAGACAACCAGACCAAAAAUCUCUCUUGUUCUACCAGCAAUGAACAUUGAUGAACAUUUAAUCAACGAACCCAAGGACCGUGAGGUAAUGAUGCAGAUUGAUUGUGAGGUAAUGGCCACCAGAAUCAUUCACAUCAAGACAUCAUUGAUACCUGCCUUUCUACGAGAGCACCAGGAAAACCACACAGAUACAUACCAACGGCCAGCACCAGCACCCACCCACACUGCACCCCCCAUCAUCACAGAGUCUGCCCAAGGGACUGGGUUCAAAAUUUACCAGUAGUGUGGUACUCACCUGAAAACAUUUGUACUUUAAGCCACUGCAUUGCUGGCACUGAAGGUUACUGAUUCCAAGGACACAUACAAUGCAUAUUAAAAUAAGAUUAUUGGAUAGAAUUUUUUUCUUCAAUUUGAUUUAAUCUAAACUCAUAUCAAACUAAUUUGAAUCUGACUCUGUGUGAUUCUGGCCUGUUUAAAACCUUGUUAAGAAUAGAUUUUGCUUGUGAAAUGUUGCAGCCAUGGGCUCUGAAAGAUGAAAUGCUUUGAGGGAAACCAAAAAGGUAAAAGCAAUAGGCCAAAUCAUCCUUAAUUUUUGCAAAAAAAAAAUGCCAUUGCCACAGUAAGCAUAUGUUCACUGUGAAAUUUUGAUGGACCCCAUGUGCUUUGUAAUCAAAACGGUUAUGUAAAAUGAAUGUUCAUUGCCAAUGCUCAAAACUAAAUUCAAUUGAAAUAAACCUCUAAUAAAUAAUUACUGUCUGGAUAGAUCUACUUCUCACUGAGGCCAAAAUAAAGGUCACAAGAGUGUUUUAAACUGUGAGCUGUGAAACCUAUUGCUUUUACUGAUUGGAAACUUAGCAGUGCACAGUUUUGAUCUGUUGCAUGUGUCUUGUUAAUUUUUGCUCUGUGAGUGUUUUCCUGAAGAGGUCAUCCAUCGACGCCCUUGGGCUACGCAUUUUUUUGGUGCACACCAGAACAGUACUUGGAUCAUUCAAGAAUUCUACUUAAUAAUCUGCAUAAGCUCAUCGAUGACAAGUGACAGCUCACUUCAUAUUAGUGAUGAUCAAAACAAACUGCUGAAAAAUGACUGUGCUCUAUUCACUAUUAUUUUUCCUUAACCUCAUCAAUGAGUAUAGCCCUUGGACUCUGCAGGCCUCAGCUACCUUGUCUGAUGGCUGUUGUUCAAGAACAAGUCUGUACACCAAGUACAAGCUGCUUGGCAGUUGUGGUCUAUCACAGCCAAGCCCCUUCCUGCAGAAUGUAAUAUUUCACUACCAGAAAGUCUCUUGAGUUUGUAAUCGGGUAGGGAUCGUGGUUUACUAUUUCUUACCUCUUGAGCCUAGCAGUGAUGCAGCAAUGUAGUCACUAUCCAUCACUACCUGGCUAUCACUGACCAAGAAUCAGAUCUGGGCCUUCGUGGCUCUGUAUCAUUGCAUAUCUUAGUAAAGUUAUUGUUCAUUUCAUUUUGGAUCUGGAUCAACCAUUUACAUGCCCCUUGAUGUUCAGACUCCACUGCAAUUCAGUGUUCCUUCUGCAAUCAGCAACUGAGAUAGUAAUCAUUUGUGAGAUUUUCCAGGUCACUGGAUUUUAUCAGCCACAUUGUGAUCAGGCUCCAGGGUUGCUUGAAGGAGAGUCACUGUUUGUGUGUUGUUGAAAAUGGCCAUGUUCUGAACUGUGGCCAAAACCUUAAAUCAUCAAAUCUGGCUGGUCUCAUUCCAGUGUCAGGGAACACCAGUAAUGAUAACCUGCUACCCCUGAGGUCAUACAAACUCGCAGUUUAUUUCAGAGGUGAAGACCACACCAUUUGCAAACAUCACCAGGCUUGUUCAAAUUGUAGCCUAAGGAAGAUGUUAAUUGCAACUGUGCUAAUUAGUUCAGGAUUUGUCAUUUGUUACUUCCUUACAGUUCAUGAUUGUAAAUUGUUUAAAAGAACACACUUCUGUUUUCGAUGUUCCUAUUCUCAUUAAUAUAAUUUAUUUUGAGAUGUCAGUUAUUUUUUGGUUACUUCUGGAGAGAUUGUGAAAUUGCGAACAUUUCUGUACUCCAAUAAAUUUGUUAUUUAUCUUCUCAACAUUUAUUUA
Pristis pectinata (smalltooth sawfish) is the source of this 3963-nucleotide messenger RNA. It is a transcript of the gene atf6, whose product is annotated as activating transcription factor 6. Lineage: Eukaryota; Metazoa; Chordata; Chondrichthyes; Rhinopristiformes; Pristidae. The coding region runs from base 183 to 2168 and encodes 661 amino acids. Gene Ontology annotation, molecular function: RNA polymerase II cis-regulatory region sequence-specific DNA binding; DNA-binding transcription factor activity, RNA polymerase II-specific. Gene Ontology annotation, cellular component: nucleus. The record is from RefSeq and is a predicted model, not a curated record. Gene Ontology annotation, biological process: regulation of transcription by RNA polymerase II; endoplasmic reticulum unfolded protein response. The transcript has 16 exons.